ACAGCAACACAAGGCAAAACAUAACCGCAUAUUUCAUCCAUUAACCAAGAAAUUUAGCCUAUGUUGACAAAGAUUCAAGCAGCGGUAUUUCAGGUUUUAUUAUCUGGGAAGUUGAAAGAAUAGUGUUUCAAUAUUUACAUUAUAAGUUUCUCAUUAAUAAACAAUGUUUGGUGUUAUUGUUUCGGGUCGCUUGGUCCAAACUGAGUUUCAACCCAUAAGCCAUAGUCAAUUUUUAACUACUAUACCUGAUGCAGAUAACAUAAAUCAUGUAGUAGUGUUUUUAACUGGAAUUAGCCCUUUUCCUGAAGGAACAGCUGGACAAGUUUACUUCAGCUGGCCGGAUCCAAAUGCUCCACCAAAUUGGCAAGUCUUAGGGCACAUAUCAAAUACAAAGCCAUCAGCAAUAUUUAAAAUUUCGACUUUGAAAAAACUACAUGAAAUGAAUAGCUUUUCUAACACUAUGUUUGGUCAAAGUAAUAUUUGUCAUAAUGCCCAAAUAGGAAUUUCAAUAGAGCCUCUAAUGAAUAUAACUGAAGUUCCUUCUCCAAGUGGACCUGCAAAUAAUAUAACAUUUGCUCAGAAAAUGUUGGAGAAUUUCAUGAACUACAUUUUGAGCUUUUCAGUAACACAAAGCAAUAUGCUACCUGAUCCAACUGCUACGUAUGUCCCUCUAUCAACUGUACAAAAUUGGUAUACAAAUUUUGAAAGAAGGUUAACACAAAACCCUAACUUUUGGAAAACAUAGACAAUGCAUCAAAAAGUUCACAUUUUCCCUUAUCUUUCAAUUAAACAAAUGAAAUCAAUUAUCGUUUUAAUUGCUAUUAUAUUCAGCUUUUUUUUGGAUAUUUGUUGAAUUGUUUUUUCGGCAAGAUAGAUUUUAUUGGCCUUCUGAUCGAGUUGGAUGUUGAGAUGUGAAAAAAUUUUAUAAUAUUUUACUGAGCAAUUAUAUUCAAAAGAUUAUAAGAAAAUUAUUUGAGAAUUGUAUUGCAGUUGUUUUCAUUUGUGUCUUUAUUUGAUAUGGUACAUACUCAUGUUUUCAUUAUGAUUACCAGUGUUCCUCUUGAUGAUCUCUUGAGUUGCUAUGAAACUAAAAAAAUCAUUGAAUUUAAUCACAUCUGCAUUUGUUGUAUAUACAUUAAUUAUUUUCGAAAAACGAUUAGCAGGUACACAAUAUCAUAUAUUAUUAUCAUUGAAAGUCUCAAUUGAAUAGAUUUCUCGAAUUAUUCUCAUAUUUAUUGUAAUCGUUUAUUAUUAAUAAAGUUGACUUAGAUCAUU
Molecule: messenger RNA, 1275 nt
Organism: Harmonia axyridis
Lineage: Eukaryota; Metazoa; Arthropoda; Insecta; Coleoptera; Coccinellidae
Product: protein OPI10 homolog
Exons: 4
Coding region: 164-745 (193 amino acids)
Biological process (GO): protein import into nucleus
Cellular component (GO): nucleus; cytosol
Molecular function (GO): nuclear import signal receptor activity; Hsp70 protein binding
Source: RefSeq, a predicted model, not a curated record